UAAGAGCGUUGAGAAGCAAGCAGGGCGGGCCCUGCGAGCCCUGCUGCAGGCCCCCUUCCGAGACUCCACGGAGAGCCCGGAGAGACGCUGGAGCCGAGGUCAUGGAAGGCAUGCCAUCCUACUCCACUCUGUUCCAGCAGGAAGACCAGCAUGGGAUCACCUACCGGAUCCCAGCCAUGCUCUACAUCCCUCCCAGCCACACCUUCCUGGCCUUCGCAGAGAAGCGGUCCACAAGCAAAGACGUGGAUGCCCUCUACCUGGUGCUCAGGCGAGGGGUGAUGGAUGGCCACUCUGUACAGUGGGGACCCCUGCAGCCACUGAUGGAAGCCACAUUACCUGGGCAUCGGACCAUGAACCCCUGCCCUGUGUGGGAGCGGAAUACCGGCCGUGUGUACCUGUUUUUCAUCUGUGUGCGGGACCAUGUCACUGAGCUUCGGCAGAUUAGGUCAGGCAGGAAUGCUGCCCGUCUCUGCUUCAUUUGCAGUCAGGACGCUGGGUGCUCGUGGGGUGAAGUGAAGGACUUGACCGAGGAGGUCAUUGGCUCAGAGGUGAAGCACUGGGCCACCUUCGCGGUGGGCCCUGGUCACGGCAUCCAGUUGCAGUCUGGGAGGCUGAUCAUCCCCGCUUAUGCCUACUAUUUCUCAUGCCGGUUCCUGUGCUUUCCGUGUUCGGUCAAAGCCCAUUCCCUGAUGUUCUACAGUGAUGACUUAGGAGUCACCUGGCACCAUGGCAAGCUCAUUGGACCCCAGGUGACAGCCGAGUGCCAAGUGGCGGAAGUGGCUGGGAGGACUGGUAACUUUGUGCUUUACUGCAAUGCCCGGACACCAAACAGAUUCCGAGCAGAAUCCUUUAGCACUGAUUACGGUGACUGCUUUCAGAAAGCAACCCUGAACCCACAACUCUAUGAGCCCGGCCGUGGCUGCCAAGGCAGUGUAGUGAGUUUCCAGCCCUUGAAGAUGCUGCACUUGCAAGACCCAAGUGGUAAAGAUGCGCCCGAUACUCAGAAGCGCCCUCUGCUGGACAGUUUUCUGGAGCGGGAGGAAGGAGCUGCAACACCAUCAAGAACGUGGCUCUUGUACUCACAUCCAACUAGCAAGAAACGGAGAAUUAACCUGGGUGUCUACUACAACCAGAACCCCUUGGAGGGGACCACGUGGUCCCACCCCUGGAUCUUGCACCGUGGGCCCUGUGGCUACUCUGAUCUGGCUGUUGUGGAAAAACAGGGCUUAUUUGCAUGUUUGUUUGAGUGUGGGCAGAAGCAUGAGUGUGAGCAGAUUGCCUUCCGUCUGUUUUCAGAUCAGGAGGUCCUGAGCUGUGAAGUCUGUAACAGCCCUAGUAGGAGCUAAAGCCAAAUCUAGACUGAUGGGGGAGGACCCAACUUUCCACAGAAGGCAAUGACAGCUACAGCCAGGAUAACAGAGGUCUUUGAUGUCUACAGAAAAUUAAAAAACUAAUAUUUUGCUGCUUCCAUUUUUUUUCACUUUUCCCUUUCCAAUGAGCCUAGAGAAAAUUGUGCCUUAUCGUACACAGCAAUAAGACUAUGGAACUGGGAGUUUGGAGACCACGAUGUGGUUUGGGUUCUGCUGCUGGCUUGCUUUAGGACUGUGGAUGAUGUAUCCCCCGAACUCUCUGGACAUCAGGUCUCCAUUGUAAAAUGAGAAGGUUGGUUUGUGACUUCUUGUCCUCCCAUUGAAAGGAGAGACCGAGUGCUACUUCUUGUCCCUCAAACCCUGGAGUCUGAUUGUGAAUGGAAGUCAGAGACUUAUCUUCUCAAAUGGCUCACUGCUCACUUGAGUAUGAGGUGACCAUAGGUGCUUUGACCAGAAGAUGUGUAUCGUUCUAUUUUUAAUAAGGGAAAUGCCCUUAUCCUCCUAAUCAUACCCUAGCUCUUCAAGUUCUCUAUCCUGGAAGAAUUGAGAGAGCAGAACCAUGAAGUCGGCUGCUUUCCCCGGCAUUGUUGCUAUGUUCAACCCCCCCCCCCCCCGCCUCCUCCAGAAAACAUUUCCCAGGGAGAAAUGAGAAAUCCCUGCCAGCUGCCCUUGAUAAUGGUGCUGAUUGCUUUUGAUGCCAUUAAAGAUGAA
This is a messenger RNA of Microtus oregoni (creeping vole), 2081 nucleotides long. Its product is annotated as sialidase-3-like. Gene Ontology annotation, cellular component: cytoplasm; membrane; lysosome. Gene Ontology annotation, molecular function: exo-alpha-sialidase activity. The transcript has 4 exons. Lineage: Eukaryota; Metazoa; Chordata; Mammalia; Rodentia; Cricetidae. Gene Ontology annotation, biological process: ganglioside catabolic process; oligosaccharide catabolic process. The record is from RefSeq and is a predicted model, not a curated record. Bases 102 to 1346 code for a protein of 414 amino acids.